UUCUCUAUAGUCUGAAAAAAACAAAAGAUGAUGCAAGAAACGGUGCCGCUGAAAGAAUCGUUGGGAAAGGUUAACAUUUCGCCGUCUCAAGUUGCAUUGAUAGUGGACAACUAUCUCUGCGCCAACAACCUAUCGCACACGCGUGCCACCUUCCGCAUGGAGGCUUCCUCCCUCUUCUCCGGUUCUCCAUUCAACCAGGUAUGCAAGCCUUCGUUAAAUCUUAGGCGUAUACUCGAGGAUUAUAUAUCUCUGAAGCGACAAAACUUAAUCUUGAAUCAAGAAAACUUAAUCUUGAAUCAAGAAAGGGUUGCUAUGAUGCAAGAACAGUUUAGGGUUCAGAAAUUGGUGCAGGACGUGCAAAGUGUCGUCAAUACUUAUCAUACCUUUCAGAGGCUAAUCCCUGUUGCUGAUAAAACCCCUUCAGGCGUGUGUACUGGUAUGGCCUCUGUACAGAACACAAACACAGACAACAAGGUACAGUGGCAGCAGUCUCACAAGAGAAAAAAUAGUGAAGCAAUAGAUGCGCCUACAAUUGCAAAAAAACCUCGUGGUAGACCACCUGGCAAGAAAAAUCAAUUUAAAGGUCUAAACAUGCUCCCAUCAGUAGGGACUCAAUCAUUAAUCGCAAAUUCCACAGUUACACGGUCACAGGUUCCCACCAACUCAUCAAUCAUAGAAACACAUCCUGGAACAGCAACCAAUAAAUCUGUUACAACAUGCAAUAAGGAUGUUGUUACUCAUUCUGAGACUGUUAUGGUCUGUCCUGACGAAGAAAUAACUUAUAAACCCAGCCUUCACAGUUCUCCUAUAAAUUCAGAUACUGAGACAAAAAAGAAGAGUGAAUUAGUAUGCAAUGCCUCUCAUGUACUUUUGGAAGAUUCAAUCCCAAAUGAGUUUUCCAUUCCUCAUAAAGAAACACAGAAGGAGCAGUCAGAUACUGACACAAAAAAGAAGAGUGAAUUAGUCUGCAAUGGCUCUCAUGUACUUUUGGAAAAUUCAAUCUCAAAUGAGUUUUCCAUCCCUCACCAGGAAACACAGGAGGAGCAGAUGGAUCUAUCACACAUUAGUUUUUCUGAUUUAGAUACGGAGUACUGGUCAAACUUCUCAUCAAAAGACAUAGGAAUUUUCGAUGAAGAUUUUUUUUAUCUUUCAGCUGCAACUCAUGUGAAGAGGUUGAUGCAUGAAGUUCCUAUCUUCAAUUCAAUCCAUAUAAUAUUCAUUGGAAAGUAUAAUUUCAUUUCUACACCAUUCACUCCCUGAUUCGAAGCAUAUCUGCACCAUAGCUGUCAGCAUGAGAAUAUACUAGACAUGCAGAAUUCAAAUGUCACUAGACAAAUUGGCAAGCUAACUUUGUCUGAGAUGCGAAUUUGAUAUUGAGGUUCUCCCCAUGGAAAUUGCUCAGAAAAUUGCUUCAGCACAAUUUACUCAGGAGAUCUAUAAUGGAAAACAAAACAUGUGCAACCCAUCUGAUAAAUCUAUUGAUGUGCACCACAAGAAGAGGAAAAGAAUGCAUGAUACAGUUGAGUAUAUUUCAAAUUUGUCUUCUGAGAAACUCUCUGAUUUUCAUGGUUUGUUGUAUAUAGAAAACUUGGCAAAUGCUUAGGAGGAGAAGCAGUGCUUUAUAAUCCUAAUAAUGUACAAGAAGGGAAAAAAAAGGACCCAGAAGAAGAGAAAGAAAUCUCGAAGGGAAAAAGUGGACAUGAUUUAUUUGCACUACAUAAUGUUUUUUUUAUUGUUGGAAGUUCGACUGUAGAUAUGUUAGUAAUCCGGCCUUUGAGUAGAAGAGCUUAUGUUUUUAGAUCUUUCUUACAUGAUGUUUUUUUUUUCUG
Molecule: messenger RNA, 1829 nt
Organism: Vigna unguiculata (cowpea)
Lineage: Eukaryota; Viridiplantae; Streptophyta; Magnoliopsida; Fabales; Fabaceae
Molecular function (GO): protein binding
Source: RefSeq, a predicted model, not a curated record